AUGCAGGAGGCGAAGCUGGAGCCCAACGUCUUCAGCAUCAACGCUGGGAUCAGCGCAUGCGAGAAGGGUAUACAGUGGCACCGGGCCUUUGCGCUGCUCAGCGAGAUGCGGGAGGCGAAGUUGGAGCCCGAUGUCAUCUACAACGUUGGCAUCAGCGCGUGCACGAAGGGCGAGCAGUGGCAGCGCGCGCUGGCGCUGCUCAGCGAGAUGUGGGAAGCGAAGCUGGAGCCCGACGUCAUCAUAUCUACACUGGAAUUGGCGCGUGCGAUAAAAGUGGGCGUACCGCGCAGAUGUCGUCUUUGCUCAACGUGUUGA
Messenger RNA from Prorocentrum cordatum, 315 nucleotides. The record is from the annotation of a GenBank genome assembly. Lineage: Eukaryota; Dinophyceae; Prorocentrales; Prorocentraceae.